AUGGCACCUGAUUCGCUGCUAUCUGUCAGUUGUAGUGAACUCUACUACCAAUUCCCACAGCAGCAAUAUAACGAGGGUGGGCGUUUGAUAACCAAUGGAAGCUUAUCAAACGGACGCUACAGCUCAUCGCUAUCGGAUAGCUUGAGGCGCGGUGAGCUGCGUUAUAAUCCGAAUGGCGAUAUCCGAGAGGUGCACCAUAGCUCAUCGGCUCGAAAUGGACGCAUUCAUAAAAGUUAUUCUACUCGUUAG
Molecule: messenger RNA, 249 nt
Organism: Gongylonema pulchrum
Lineage: Eukaryota; Metazoa; Nematoda; Chromadorea; Rhabditida; Gongylonematidae
Source: the annotation of a GenBank genome assembly